Morone saxatilis (striped sea-bass) is the source of this 1077-nucleotide messenger RNA. RefSeq names its product atonal bHLH transcription factor 7 (gene atoh7). The record is from RefSeq and is a predicted model, not a curated record. Gene Ontology annotation, biological process: regulation of DNA-templated transcription; neural retina development. Gene Ontology annotation, molecular function: protein dimerization activity. NCBI's taxonomy places the organism in Eukaryota, Metazoa, Chordata, Actinopteri, Moronidae. The transcript has a single exon. Bases 235 to 666 code for a protein of 143 amino acids.
UUCAUCUGCUCCUUCUUAUAAAAGCUGCUCCCUCACUGUCUUCAGGCCCACAGACACCUUGGACCCCUCCACUAUCUGGACCUCGCAGCUUUGGACUCCGGGCUGUAACUUUGAGGAAGACCCUCUGAGGAACCCUGAAGCUGGAACUUCUCUGAUAGAUCUGUUGACUCGCGUCUGAGUCCGUCUGAUCUGAGGACGAUACGCCGGUUUUGAUUCUCUCGAAACCCGAAAGCCAUGAAGUCUCGCCGACCCAGCUGCACCGACUCCGGAUCCGAGUCCUCAGAUCUGGACUCCAAGAGCCCGGAGAAAUACGAGACCGCCACGAGGCGACGGAUGGCCGCCAACGCCAGAGAGAGGAAGAGGAUGCAGGGUUUGAACACAGCCUUUGAUCGGCUGCGUAAAGUGGUCCCCCAGUGGGGCCAGGACAAAAAGCUGUCCAAAUACGAGACCCUGCAGAUGGCCCUCAGCUACAUCAUGGCCCUGAACCGGAUCUUAACAGACGCCAGGAGGCACAACGCUCCUCACAGGCAGUGGUUGGACCUGCAGUUUGACUGCGUGCAGCCUGAGAACUACCCGUGCCUCAUGAGGUACGACUCCCCGACCGAACAGGAGUACAUCCACUCGUCGUUCUCGUACGAGUUCGACGGACAUCAGGUCCACGCGUAAACCUGCUGCCACGUGGCAGAUUAUCAGUCAUGUUGUUGGACGUGAGUGACAAUGUGAAUAUUCUUCCUUUAAUCUAGGAGACAGUAAAUACAUUUGUAUUGCAUUAUUUUGUUUUUGUAUGAUUUUGUGUGACAAUCAGAGAGGUUUUUAUUUCAGUUUGAAGUGUUUUUUUGUGUGUUUUUGCUAGGAAACAGCGAUGUUGAGCAUGUUUUUGUUCAUAGAAAUGACAGAUAUGUAGCGUCAUUAUAAUGACCACUAGCAAUGAUGUAUUUCUAUCAGUUAUUUUGAUAUGGACCUAAAUUGUUGUGCAAUGUUCAAUGGAUUCUGAGAAAAUCAUUGUGGUUUUAGUUGCUUAAAGUCAACAUGUAACUACUGUGUUAAAGUGUAAGAACGUGUUUGUAGAGUUGAAAA